AUGACUUUUACGGUUCGAGAACCAGUCCCCAUGUCCCGUCUGGAUGGCAAGGUGGCCAUCGUGACGGGCUCUGGACGAGGCAUCGGUCGCGGCAUCGCCAUCGAGCUGGGGAAACGUGGCGCCAAUGUCGUCGUCAACUACUCCCGAAGCUCCAAGCACGCCAACGAUGUGGUCGGCGAGAUCGCAGCCAACGGCUCCCAGGCAAUCGCCAUUCAAGCCGACAUCUCCAGACCAGAAGAGAUCGCGCAGCUGUUUGAAAAGGCCCUGGCGCACUUUGGCCACGUCGACAUUGUCGUGUCCAACUCCGGGCGCGAGCACUUUGGCAGCAUCGACCAAAUCACGCCCGAGGCCUUCGACCAGGUCUUCGCCCUCAAUACGCGCGGGCAGUUCUUCGUCGCGCAGAACGCGUACAAAUUCCUCCGAGAAGGUGGCCGUCUGAUGAUGAUGUCGUCCAUCUCGGCCCACGUCGGCAUGAAGGAGCAUGCCCUCUACGCCGGCAGUAAGGUGGCCGUCGAGGCCUUUGGGCGCUGCCUGACCAAGGAGUUUGGACACAAGAAGAUCACUGUCAACGUCAUUGCGCCCGGUGGCGUCGACACCGAUAUGGCCGCCGAGGCGGGCUGGAAGUAUAUCCCGGGGGCGAAUCCGUCGUGGACGCCCGAGGACAUUUCGAAGUGGGUAGCGGCACGAAACCCGCUGGAGAGGACGGGCAAGCCGCAGGACAUUGCGCGAGUGGUUGCGUUUCUGGCCAGCGAGGAUGGGGGUUGGAUCAAUGGUGAGUGUUUGACCCUUGCUUAA
Fonsecaea monophora is the source of this 795-nucleotide messenger RNA. RefSeq lists its product as hypothetical. The coding region runs from base 1 to 795 and encodes 264 amino acids. NCBI's taxonomy places the organism in Eukaryota, Fungi, Ascomycota, Eurotiomycetes, Chaetothyriales, Herpotrichiellaceae. The record is from RefSeq and is a predicted model, not a curated record. The transcript has a single exon.